GGAGACCUAAGAUGGAGGAGGAACAAGAGUGAAGGAAGCCAGCUGGUACUUCCUGGAGGUGGCCAGACUGAAUCUCAGACUAUGAACAAACGCUGUAGAAGAGCCACCAGGGUUGCUGUGCUCCAGCCUCUUGUCACAGGAACUAUCAGCCUUCAGGGACCCAGACAUGAAAGGAGAGUAGCAGAUGGACAGGCGGUGGCUGUCGGGCGCUUGGAGAGGACCCAGCUGGGGACCAUGGACAUUGAAGCAUACUUUGAAAGAAUUGGUUACCAGAAGUCCAGCAACAAACUGGACUUGCAGACAUUAACUGAAAUCCUUCAGCAUCAGAUACGGGCUAUUCCUUUUGAGAACUUGAACAUCCAUUGUGGGAAAACCAUGGAACUGAGCUUAGAGGACACCUUUCAUCAAAUUGUGAGGAAGAAGCGGGGAGGGUGGUGUCUUCAAGUCAACCAUAUUCUCUACUGGGCUCUGACCAUGAUAGGGUUUGAGGCCACAAUGUUAGGAGGACGUGUUUAUGUCCCUUCAGCCUGCAAGUAUAGUAACACUAUGAUACACCUUCUACUACAGGUGACCAUUAGUGGCAAAACAUACAUUGUAGAUAGUGCAUUCCCAUUUUCCUGCCAGCUAUGGGAGCCUCUGGAGUUGACAUCUGGGAAGGAUCAGCCUCAGGUUCCUGCCAUCUUCCACCUGACAGAAGAGAAUGGAACCUGGUACCUGGAACAAACUAAAAGACAAGAAUAUGUUCCAAACCAAGAAUUCAUUGAUUCUAAUUUUCUUGAGAAGAACACACAUCGAAAAAUAUAUUCUUUUACUCUUGAACCACGAACGAUUGAAGAUUUCCAGAGUAUAAGUACAUACUACCAGGUAUCUCCAUCUGUGAUGACAAACACAUCACUUUGUUCCCUACAUACCCAAGACGGAGUCCAUGGUUUAAUGGGCACCAUUCUUGCCUAUAAGAAGUUCAAUUAUAAGGACAAUAUAGAUCUGGUAGAGUUUAAGAUUCUGAAGGAAGAAGAAAUAGAAGAAGUCCUGAAGCGUGUUUUUGGAAUUCACUUGGAGACAAAGCUUGUGCCCAAAUGUGGUAAUGUCCUUUUUACUAUUUAGAGUAAUAAGGGGAAAUGAUCUUUAAUGUUUCUAUAUGCACUUAUUCUUUCAUGUAAAACAAUCAAAUUAUGCAAAUUAGGUGACAGACUAAGAAGCCUUGAGAUAUCAUCACAAAGUUCAUCAAUGAUCGACUGGUAUAUCAACAUCUGUCCCCUACAUUAUGAUAAGAAAAUCAUAGACAUCAAAUAGCUCUUUCUGCAAAAUUAACCAUUUAUGUAACUAAAUGACUUUUAAAGAAAUGUGCCAUUAAAAAUGUAAUCACAAUAAAAUUGUUUUAAUGAUG
This is a messenger RNA of Mus caroli (Ryukyu mouse), 1387 nucleotides long. Its product is annotated as arylamine N-acetyltransferase 3. The record is from RefSeq and is a predicted model, not a curated record. Lineage: Eukaryota; Metazoa; Chordata; Mammalia; Rodentia; Muridae. Gene Ontology annotation, molecular function: arylamine N-acetyltransferase activity.